AUGGAUACCAGCCCCCCGAUCCCAGAUCCCGGGGGUCCCCGAAGGGAUUUUACCACCUCGGCUUCUGAGCUGGGCCCUCCCUCCUUCGAAUGGCUGCUGGGGCGCCUGGGGGCCCGGGGACAACGUCGCCAGCGCCUUCUCCUGGCUCUCAGCUGCCUUCCCUGCCUCCUUCUGGGAUUGGCCUUGGGCUCGGAUGCCCUCUUUGCUCUCACCCCUGCGCAUCAGUGCCGGGACCCCAACGGCACCAAACUCCCCGAGAAUGCCACCUGUGACGGGCCCCACUGGCAGAGUGGGGGGUCCUCCAGACUCCCCGUCCUCACCAGCAACCCGGUGACCGAGUGGAACCUGGAUCGUUCUGGAAGUUGGGUCAUCCCUCUGGAGCAGAUCUGUUUCCUCCUGGGCUUCGCGGCAGGAGCCGUUUUCCUGGGUCACCUGGCCGACAGUGUAGGACGGCGGAGUACCUUCCUCCUGUCUCUGAUUCUCGGCUGUCCAGCAGGCAUCCUGGCAGCCUUCGCGGCUUCCCCCUCCAUCUUCAUACUGGGCCGGUGCCUCUGGGCUACCAUGUUGGGAGCUUUACAACUCGCCCUCUACAUCACCCGUUUGGAGUUGUGUCGUCCUUCACAACGGCUCCCGGUGGCCAUGGCGGGAGACCUCGUCCAGGUGGGAGGACAAUUCCUUCUGCUGGGACUGGCGUGGACCUGCGGCAGUUGGCGGGUGCUACAAGGCGUGAUCUCAGCCGGAAUGGGGGUCUGCCUACUCUAUGGUGCUUCGGGCCUCACUUGUGCGAGCAUCAUUGGUGCUUUGGGCCUCACUUUGAAGCUGGACAAUGCUUGUCACCUGCCUGCAGCUGCCCAGAUCUCACUCCGCACUCUCCUGACGUGCAGGAACAUCUGGAAAAACAUUCUCUAGGACCCAAAAUGGUGCACUCAACUUGAAGCAUUCAUAGCCCACGCGAUCUGCCACUGUUACCAGCAGGCCUGGGAGUCCAUGGAGGACCCGCGCGCCAAGUUCUACUUCCCCUUCCUGUUGUCAGCUGGCAGCGCCGGCCUCGGUUGCCUCUUUCUCUGCCUCACCGUCGGUCGGUAUGGACGGCGCGGGAUUCUGCUCCUCACCACGACCCUGACUGGCAUCGCCUCUCUGAUCCUGCUGGGGCUGGGAGAAUAUCUCAACAAUGCGGCCCGAAGAACGUUUUCCAUUCUUGGUCUCUUCACCUCCCACGCGGCCGGCUCGCUCAGCGUCUUCUUCGCUGCGGAAGUCAUCCCCACCGUGAUCAGAGGAAAAGGUCUUGGCAUUAUCCUGGCCUUGGCGUCCCUCGGAGGGCUGAGCGCCCCCUUGUUGCGGGUGCGAGAGCAGCACGGCUCCUUCCUCGAACACAUCGUCCUGGCCUCCCUCAACAUCCUGGCCCUGCUUUGCCUGCUGCUGCUGCCCGAGACCAAACGCAAACCCUUGCCCGAAGGCCUGCAGGACGGAGAACUUUAUCGGAGGCCUUCGCUGCUCCGGCGGGCUGGCGAGUCUGCGGGCCGGGACUCCGAGGGGGCGUCGCGGCGAGACGACGUGCCGUUGCUUUCCACCCCGAAUCCUGCCAGCUGA
Molecule: messenger RNA, 1590 nt
Organism: Protobothrops mucrosquamatus (brown spotted pit viper)
Lineage: Eukaryota; Metazoa; Chordata; Lepidosauria; Squamata; Viperidae
Product: solute carrier family 22 member 17-like
Exons: 9
Source: RefSeq, a predicted model, not a curated record